Molecule: messenger RNA, 1884 nt
Organism: Zingiber officinale
Lineage: Eukaryota; Viridiplantae; Streptophyta; Magnoliopsida; Zingiberales; Zingiberaceae
Product: ubiquitin carboxyl-terminal hydrolase 21-like
Exons: 9
Coding region: 87-1811 (574 amino acids)
Biological process (GO): protein deubiquitination
Cellular component (GO): cytosol; nucleus
Molecular function (GO): cysteine-type deubiquitinase activity; cysteine-type endopeptidase activity
Source: RefSeq, a predicted model, not a curated record
AAGGGCAAUUCGGCGGAAUCCCGACACAUUCAAUCUCAAUCUCGAUCUCGAUCCGCCUAGCUUCUUCCUCAAAACCCUCGCUUGGCAUGGCCGUCGAUCCUCUCCUCUCCGUCGAUCCUCAAGUCGCGGCUCUCGAUCCGGUGGUCGGACCAAGUUCGUGCACUUCCCCUUCUCCGCUGAAUGACCGGCCCCGUUUUGUGGGCGCUGGCCUCAAGAACUUGGGGAAUACCUGCUUCCUCAAUGCGGUUCUGCAGUGCCUCACGCAUACGGUGCCGUUUGUGCAGAAGAUUCUCAAGACGGAUCACUCUCCUUGCUUCCGUGCUGCAGAUGGUGAUUUCUGCUCAUUCUGUGCUUUCAAACAACACGUCAGCAGUUGUUUGCUGCUCUCAGGAUAUGUUACUUCGCCUGUAAAAUUCGCAGAAAAUUUGAGCCAGAUAUCACCUCAUUUUCAAUUAGGUCAGCAAGAAGAUGCUCAUGAAUUCCUCCAAUCAUUGUUAGAUAGUAUCCAUUCUUGCUGUCUUGGUAACAAAUCUGACGAUUGGAAGUCUUCUCUAGAUAAAGAUAGCUUUGUUACACAAGUAUUCGGAGGAUGUCUUAGAAGUCAGCUACGUUGUUGUGGUUGUGGUCAUCUUUCCGACACCUUUGAACCACUUCUUGAUCUUAGCUUGGAGAUCGAUAACGCAGAAAGUGUUGUUGAUGCGCUGACAUCCUUCACUAGGUUAGAGAAAAUUGAUGAUUCUGAAAUCAAAUUAAUUUGUGAAGGAUGCAAGUCUCAAGUCACAAUGGAGAAGCAGCUUAAGUUGAAGACAGCGCCAGAAGUUCUUGCACUACACUUGAAGAGAUUUAAGAAUGAUGGAAAUACAUGCUACAAGAUCUAUGAUUCGGUGAAUUUUCCAUUGGAGCUAGACUUGAGCUCAUUCUUAAGUUGUCCUAUUGAUGAGGUCCAGUUUAAGUACGAUCUUUCUUCAGUUCUGGUGCAUAUUGGUUCACCAUAUUCUGGACAUUACUAUUGCUUCGUUCGAUCCUCUCCGAGCACAUGGUAUCAGAUUGAUGACCGCAAGGUGACUAGAGUUGCUGAGGAGUAUGUAUUAGAACAAGAAGCCUACGUGCUCUUUUAUGUUAAGCAAGGAACAUCAUGUUGGUUCUCAAGCUUCUUGGAAAGAGAGAGGAAACAUAUCGAUGACACCAGUGACACUUCUCCAAUAUCUGUACUUGAUCAUCUUGAAAGGUACCAUUCGUCUCCUACAAACAGUGAAGGUAGUUGCAGCAGUUCAAGAGAAUCUCCUGCAGAGCAAGCUGAAAUUCCCUCUGUCAAACCACAAGAUAAGAUACUUGAAAGCAAGACGAAUGGGGCUGAGAAUUCCGUCAGCGAUGAUAAUCGACCUCCAUUACGAUCAGCUGCAUGGUCCAUACCUGUCCAGGAUCUGGAUGUUUUGUUUGAAGAUGAAAUCAAGGAAGACGAGAAAGAUGAUUCGCCUCCUGCAGAGGAACUGAAGGCUGCUGCUAAUAAAGAAAACCAACCUGUUCUGGAGUCUACAAACGAUGAUACUCAGGCGAACAAGGCAUUUAACAGAUUAGUAAGAGGCAUGCCUAAAUCUCGGAGGUCAGGCAUCUUGGCUUGUCUUACUUCUCAGCAUGGAUCAUUCAGAAAGCGGUCUCUGAACCUGGGAGAUUCCAGUGGCAGCAAGAGGACAAAGGUUCAUGGCGUGCAUGAUGAUGGAUCUCAGCAAAAAUCAAGAACGAUGUCUCAGAGCCUUAGUCCGCGUUCUAUUAGGAGAGGUUUGUUUAUUGAAGGAUCCAACAUGAGCUGAUUUGUAUUUCUGUUGAAAAUUACAUAUUGAUGAUUUUGUUAAUAUCGAUAACAUCUAGUUUGAUGUUAUGAAU